Messenger RNA from Nymphalis io (European peacock), 969 nucleotides. RefSeq names its product keratin, type II cytoskeletal I-like. Lineage: Eukaryota; Metazoa; Arthropoda; Insecta; Lepidoptera; Nymphalidae. The coding region runs from base 1 to 969 and encodes 322 amino acids. The transcript has 3 exons. The record is from RefSeq and is a predicted model, not a curated record.
AUGUCUCACCUUACGAUCGUCUUUGUCGUCGCUGCUGUGUGUGGAGUAUUCGGAGAAGGUGUGGCAAAGGACAGUCCCGCUGACUCCCAUGCCGCCCAGAGUGGAAUUGUAUCCUAUGCUUCCUCUGGUUACGGCGGUGGAUAUGGACUCGGUUUGUCUGCUGCUGGAAUCAACUCAGGGGCUGGUCUUAUCGGCCAUGGAUCUGGAGUAAUCAUCGGUGGACCGGGUAUUAUUAGUGGAGGUGGCAACCUUAACAAUGCUGCCGCUGUUGGUGCUGCUCAACUAAGCGCUAUUCAGAACGCUCAGGCUGUCCAAGCUACACAGAUUGCCAAUGCGGCCGCGGCCGCCAUUCAAGGUGCACGUGUGACUGAAGCUGCUGCUAGAGCCGGUCAAGCUAAUGCUAUUCAAAGGGCCCAGGCACUAGAUGCUGCUCGAAUUGCCAACGUACAAAGAGCUCAAGCCGCUGCAUUUGAAAAUGCUCGCGCUUCUGAAGCGGCAAGACGAGCUGCUGCAGCAUCAGCUGCUGAGAUCGGCCGUGCCGUUGAAGCUGAACGCAUUGCCAAUGCCGCUCGCGUACAAGCUGCUGCUAUUUCAAAUACACGUGCCGUAGAAGCCGCACGUAUUGCUAACGCUGCAAGAGCUCAAGCUGCAGCUGUCGCCACUAGCGCUGCUCAGGCUCAGGCCGUUGCCGAUGCAGUAGCACGAAAUGCUCAAGAUAGUGGUUUAUUGCUCGGCGGUGGAGCCGGACUUGGUGGAGUAGUUGGUAUCGCACCAAUUGCCGCUGGUUACGGUCUGGGUGGCGGACACGGUCUGGGAGGCGGACACGGUCUGGGAGGCGGAUACGGUCUGGGUGGCGGAUACGGUCUCGGAGGCGGGUACGGUCUCGGCGGUGGAUACGGUAUUGGCGGUGGAUACGGUAUUGGCGGUGGAUACGGUCAUGGCAGUGGAUACGGUCAUGGUAAAGCGUAA